Aureobasidium pullulans EXF-150 is the source of this 792-nucleotide messenger RNA. RefSeq lists its product as uncharacterized. The coding region runs from base 1 to 792 and encodes 263 amino acids. Lineage: Eukaryota; Fungi; Ascomycota; Dothideomycetes; Dothideales; Saccotheciaceae. The record is from RefSeq and is a predicted model, not a curated record. The transcript has a single exon.
AUGAAGUUUGAUCUUUCCAUCAUCGCCGCCGCUACUGCUCUUGCCGGCUCAGUCUCAGCCGCUCCUCAGAACAGCAACAACGGUAAUAACUGGCAGAGCUACGCUUCUCAAGCAAGUUCUUACUGGCAGUCAGCCGCUCCUACCGCAACUGGCGAGUGGUCUUCUUGGGCCAAUGCCGCCUCAUCGUACUGGAACAGUGUAAGCCCUAGCGCUGCUCCCUCGCAGUGGUCGUCCUACGCCUCUGCCGCAUCUUCAUACUGGGCCUCAAACAGCGGUAGCCAGAUCACCGCCGCACCCUCCGCUUUCCCUUGGGCUGGCGGCUACGGACCUGGAGGUCACGGCGGCCCUGGAGGCUGGAAGGGUGGUAACGGAUAUGGUCCUUUCGGCGGCAACGGCAGUGGCAGCAAUGCAACAAACUCCGGCUGGGGUCCUUGGGGUCAGAGCGGUGCUUGGACUUCCGGUCCCUGGACUUCUUGGUGGGGUGGAAGCAACUGCCCUGAUAGCACAUGGUCUGGUUGGACUUCCGGACCUUGGGGCACAAGCGCACCUUGGACUUCUUGGUCCGGCUGCCAGGCUUCUACCACUGCCACUUCUACCGUCACCACUACUGUCUCGGGCACACCCACCACUUCUCUUGCCUACGGUGUUCAGGUAGCGGCUGCCUCUCAAGUCUCAGGAUCCGGAUCUGGUACUGCAGCCACUGCUUCGGCAAGCGGCGCUGCUGCCCAUGUUGGAGUAUCUGGCGCUGGUGUCGGUAUUGGAGCUGCUGUCGCUGCCUUGUUGAUGCUGUGA